Messenger RNA from Paramecium pentaurelia, 457 nucleotides. The record is from the annotation of a GenBank genome assembly. Lineage: Eukaryota; Ciliophora; Oligohymenophorea; Peniculida; Parameciidae.
UAUGUCAGAAGAAUUAGCAAAUACCGUCUACCUAGGUGGAAUCCCUGAAGAUGUAACUGUGGAAUAAAUUAAACAUUUAUUUAUAACAUUCGGUGAAAUUAAAUCUGUAGAUCUACCUAUUGAUAGUGAAACCUGUAUAUAUAUUAUAAUUAUUGAAGAAAAGAAUAGAGGAUUCGCAUUUAUAGAAUAUGAAGAUAUUGAAGAUGCUGAAGCUGCAAUAGAUAAUUAUGAUGAAGGUGAAUUAUUUGGCAAAAUUGUCAAAGUUAAACCAGCUAAACCAUAUAAGCCAAAAUCAUUUUAUACUAAACCUGUUUGGCAUUCUGAAGAUUGGUAAAGAAAAAAUAAUGAAGAGUACACUUACAAAGAACGUGUUAGAAGAGAAAAAUAAAAAAAGAGAGAUGAAGAAGAAAGAAAAAAAGAAGAGGAAAAAGCUAAGAAGUAUUAAAAGAAAUAAUGA